AAAUGUAAACGGCUAAAAAUCAAUGGUUUUGAUUUUUGCAUUUGUUUGUAGAUGUGGAGUCCAUGAAGUAGAUAACGUUGAAAACCUUUACGAUCAACUAAUGGACCUGAUAGUGAGAUUCGGGAAUCACGGCGUUAUUCAUGGAGAUUUCAAUGAGUUCAACAUCAUGAUUACUAAUGAGGGAAAACCUGUAGUCAUAGAUUUCCCUCAGAUGAUUUCCACUGAACACGUUAAUGCUGAAUAUUACUUCGAGAGGGAUGUGAAAUGUAUUAGGGACUUCUUCAGACGUAGGUUCGGGUAUGAAAGCGAACUAUAUCCAUCGUUUAAGGAUAUCGAUCGUGAGGAUUGCGUUGAUGUGGAAAUAAAAGCAAGUGGCCUGACGAGGCAGAUGGAAAAAGAUUUGCUGAUUGAAAUGGGAAUCGAAGAGGGUGAGGAGACUCCUGAAGAACUCCUGAACGCCGUAGACUCUCCUGAGGAUCAGAACAUAGAGAUUCUUCCUGAUAAUUUCGAUGAGCAGCAGGAUUUGCCUUCAGACGAACAUAUCUGCUCCGUAGAACUCCCAGAUACUACAAGUAUUGAGACUCAUCAGCAGAGGGAAGAAGAUGACGUCGUUCCGGAAUUAAUCAAUCUUUCAAUGGCAGUAAAUAGUUCUGACCUGGAGUAUGACUCGAGAAGUGUCAGAAGCACCUCGACCACAGCGACAAUUCCUCCUGAAGUGAUUAAGGCGCGUGCAAAGCUAGCUCUUCAGAAAAGAAAUAAGAAAGCUCAAUCGAGAAAGAUUCUGGCUAAGGGAGAGGCCAGUGCCACCACUAGAAUUCGACGAGACAACAGGGACAACAUUCAACAGUCCACUGGUGGAUUCUGGGGGGGGGAUUAAUUACUAAAAUCUCUUGUUCUCCUUUAACCCACGGAAAUAUCUCCUCUCUGUGUAUGAUAAGUCGGUUAAAAAUAUAAGAACUGACGUAACUGAAUUGACGGUUGAAGGCCGCACGCGGUUAUCAUCCACAAAUUGAUUGGAAUUAAUUCACAUCUUUAGAGGUCCUUUCAAGACGAACUCGAGGAAAUUGGGGAGAAAUUGACGAGUGCGUCGGAACAAUUAAAAAUUAUUUCUCCUGUUGAAUAAAGCAGAAGACAAAGGAUUGUUGAAAUUUUUUUAAAAGUUUCAAUUACAGAUAAAAUUAGUACAUUGUUCAUUGUCUUCAGUAUAGAAAUGAUAUGGUGAUCUUUAGUAUAGAAAUGAUAUAUGAUAAUUUCCAUUUCACACUUUUAUUUUCAUGUUGCUGUGCAGUAACUCUCGAUUAAAAUUUAUCAAGUUUACGGCUGAAUUGCAGCAUCGGAAAAAUGAAGAUGUCAAAUUACAGUUGAAUAGUUUAAACUGUGGUAUAACAACCGAUGGAAACGAUUAUAUUCGUAUAAUAGAAGUAAAAUUCAAGUAUAAAUUGAAUAAUACUUUUCAAUCACUAACUGGUACAUUAAAAAUGUCCAUUACAUGAAAAUUUAUUAAUUGACAACUUGAUAUUAUUCUGCAUCUUUCUAUCGAAAUUAUUAAAAAAUAUGAAAAAGUAAUGACUAAUGCCGAUGUGUGCUCAGUUAUAAAUAGUAGAAAAUCUGCGAUUAGACACUUUGGCUCACAUUAUCUGAACAGGUUUAUCAAUUUCUUUUCAUCGAUAAUUACUCAUGCAAUAGAGGAACCCUUAUAUUUCCUCCUAAUGCUAACAGAUAUCAUGUAGUAAGGGAGUUUGUAAGCAACUUUAAAAAAAAGAGAAAAGUUAUGAUGUCCCUGAAAAUCAACGACUUGGAAUCAAUUACUUUUAAUGUCGGCCUCGAUGAGUACUGAAAUAAAUUCCUGAAAAGUAUCCAUUUUGCUUUGGUAAUGAGACAGAUGUUUACAUAAAAAUCUAGCAAAUUUUUUUACAAACUAUUCUAUUCUAAUGAAGACGAAAAAAUUGUGAUAUUUUCUCCGGGAAAUCUGUAACAUUUUGUCAUGCGAUGCUUGUAAUCAACUUUGAAAAGAAAAAAACUAAAUGAAAAUAAAGUCCUGAUGUUUCUCGGGAUAUAACGGUUUGCAAUCACCGACUUUUUAUGCCGAGUGAUGAUAAGGAUAGUGUUUAUACGUUCUGCUUUGAGUAGACGAGCACUCGGUGCUCAUUCCGUCAGUGUUCAUCGAAGAAACACCAGCUUUCUGAUUUCCUGCUCGUGCUCGACACGUGAGAAGAAAUAAUUAUGGCAGCAAAUAAUCUUACUGCUAUCCUUUACGGUAUCAACGAUAUUCGCCUGG
Molecule: messenger RNA, 2278 nt
Organism: Fopius arisanus
Lineage: Eukaryota; Metazoa; Arthropoda; Insecta; Hymenoptera; Braconidae
Gene: RIOK2
Product: serine/threonine-protein kinase RIO2
Exons: 3
Coding region: 23-877 (284 amino acids)
Biological process (GO): maturation of SSU-rRNA
Cellular component (GO): cytosol; preribosome, small subunit precursor; nucleus
Molecular function (GO): ATP binding; protein serine/threonine kinase activity
Source: RefSeq, a predicted model, not a curated record